Diuraphis noxia (Russian wheat aphid) is the source of this 1627-nucleotide messenger RNA. RefSeq names its product activating signal cointegrator 1. Gene Ontology annotation, molecular function: zinc ion binding. Gene Ontology annotation, biological process: rescue of stalled cytosolic ribosome. The record is from RefSeq and is a predicted model, not a curated record. Lineage: Eukaryota; Metazoa; Arthropoda; Insecta; Hemiptera; Aphididae. Gene Ontology annotation, cellular component: nucleus; RQC-trigger complex.
GUAUUUUUCGUUUCCUUGUAAACUUACAAUUUCCUUAAUCUUCAAUUAUAUUUAUUUAAUACAAUAUCAUUCACUUUAUUUUUUAAUUUUCAAAAAUGUCUAAACAAGAGUUUAUUCAGUGGAUUUGUGAUAAACUUACUACUUUAUUACAGUUUGAAGUACAAAAUGACAUGGCUGAGUACAUAAUUUCCAUGCAGUCAGAAAAAGACAUUGAUGGAUACUGUAAUUCAUUAUUAGAUAUCAAAUCUCAAAUUCAUAAACAAUUCUUAAUAGAUUUAAAAAAAAAACAUAGAAUUUUCAACCAAAAACCAACAUCUAGUGUUCAGAAUACACACCCUCCUAAGCAAAACACAAAAUCCUCUGUAAAAGAAGAUCCACAAAAAACAAACACAAAUACUAAUCAAAAGAAAAAAGAAUCUAAAUCAAAAAAUAAAAAAUAUGUGAACAUUUAUACAGAUGAAGGUGUUAAUCGACAAGAGGUGUUUUUAGAAGGUCGUCAUAAAUGUGAUUGUCAAGCAUCUAGACAUGGUUUAGUAAAUAACUGUUUGGACUGUGGUCGAAUUGUAUGCAAACAAGAAGGAUCUGGUCCAUGCGCUGUAUGUGGUAAAUUGGUUUGUUCAGAUGAAGAGAAACUCUUAUUGAAAUGCAAUAAUAAUAAAUCAAAACAAUUAUAUAACCAAUUAAUUGAACAAACUGUUACUUCGGCUGCAGACAAUAAAGCUCUGGAACAUCGAAAUAAGCUACUAGAGUUUGAUCGUACCAGUGCUAAGCGUACCAAUGUAAUAGAUGAUCAAAUGGAUUAUUAUUCAGUUAAUAGUGGUUGGUUAUCAUCUAAGCAACGAGAACAAUUACAAAAGAAAGAAGAAGAACGCCAAGAAAAGAAACACGGGUCAAGAAAAACAAAAAAAAUUACUAUUGAUUUUGCCGGUAGAAAAGUUUAUGAAGACAAUGAAUCCGAUGCCGAAGAUGAUAUUGAUGUAGAGUCUGAUGGUGAAGGGACACUUCCAACUGUGAUCAAUGAACAUCUAAACAACCCAUUGAUAAAAAUGGAUAUAAAGUUUAAUGAUGAUGCUAUAAAAAAAAUUAAAAGACACACCAUUGAUCUUCAAAAGCCUCUCAUACAAAAUAACCCAGGAUUCAGUAGGGUACAAGAUGCUGAGUUAAUGUUGAUGGCUGAUCCAGGUCUUUGUUUGAGCAUGCAUCAGCCAUAUGCAUCUCUCUUGUUACUUAACAUUAAAAGUCAUGAAGGGCGAACAUGGUUUACUUCACACCGUGGAAGACUUUGGAUUGCAUCAACUGCUAAAAAACCCAGUCUAGAGGAAAUAAAACAAAUUGAGACGUUUUAUAAACAUUUAAAAGGAGAUAUUGAAUUUCCGAAACGAUAUCCAACUGGAUGUUUGUUGGGCUGUGUGAAUGUAGUGGAUUGUUUGUCUCAAGAAGAGUACAUUUCAAAAUUUCCUCAAGGAGAAAAUGAAAGUCCUUUUAUAUUUAUAUGUAAAGAUCCAAUCAUGAUGGCAAAUCAUUUUCCAAUUAAAGGACAACAUAAAAUUUUUAAAUUAGAUGAGAAAAUUCUUAACGCGGCUCAAAAAUGUUUAAUGAAAGAAAUAAGUUGAAUGUGAUAUUGUUU